CGGGGAGGGGGGGUAGGAAGGGUUGCCAGGGGGAACCCAGGCAAAGCCAAGACGAAGCUCCACCAAAAGCAAGGAGCAGAAAUGAAAGUUUCGAAAUAACAUCCAAACAACUGCAAAGGACCGGACCGAACAGAGCUCUCCGCAUCGCAUCAGCCCUCGAUGGUGCAUUCGAGGGGCUGCGGCAGGGAUGUGAACGUUCCCAGCCCGCUGAAUGGAGAGGGGUAGAGACACAGAAAAUCCUUGUUAUUUAUUUAUUUAUUGGAAGCGAUGUAUGGGUGACACCCAGAAGGCAUCUGAGCCCUGAAGGAAAAAAAAAAAACCAACAAAACAAAACAAACCACCUCUGGACCUAAAGGAGAACAAGAAUGAGACAGCAGCCUUGACCCCUACACUGGGAGGAAGGUGAGCAGAAAGAAAGAAGGAAAAUACAGAAAAGCCAUGCAAGCACCAAACCUGUAGAUUACUGCAGCUCUUUUUUGCUUCACCAAGGACAGAUAUUUUACUGACAGCCAUGCAGCAUAAAGGCAUCAUGCUGAUUGUGUUCUUGGAAUAUUUUAUUUCUGGCCAUGGGGAAGCAGAUCCCAUGAGGCUACGAGCCUUUCGCUGUAAUGGUCAUUCUUGCAACCCUCCAGUGGGAAACCUCGCGACAGGGAGGACACCCGCCACUCUCACCACAUGUGGCCAGAACAGUACGGAACUGUACUGCUUCUAUCCAGACCAGAAUCUCCUCCAUCAGGUCUCCCAUGGCUGUGGGCAGCCUCGCUGCACCAAAUGCAAUGCCAACCAGCCUGAUAACUCCCAUCUCCCUGCUGAUAUGACAGACGAUUUCUUUGCAAACCCCAUCUCCUGGUGGCAGUCUGCCCAAGGGGUACACAGGGAAGAAAUCAGACUGGAUUUUGAAACAGAAUUCUACCUGACCCAUGUCAUUGCUGUGUUCAAGUCACCUCGUCCAGCUGCGAUGGUGUUGGAAAGAUCCCAGGACUAUGGGCAGACUUGGAGACCCUACAAGUAUUUCUCUGUCAACUGUACAGCUACUUUUGGGCUUCAGGAUGAUCUCAUUGAGGAGGGCUCCAUGUGCACUUCCAGGUAUUCAGAUGCAGUGCCAUGCACCAGAGGAGAGGUGAUUUAUCGUGCCUUAAGUCCAGCUAACAAGAUCGAAGAUCCCUAUAGUCCUGAGGCUCAAGAUCUCCUAAAACUCACCAACCUCCGCCUUCUUUUGUUAAAAAGACAGGACUGUCCAUGCCAUGGUUCAGGAUUGAUAGAGAAACCUCAGCGAUUCGCCCACUAUGCUAUUUAUGACCUGAUCAUCCGGGGAAGCUGCUUUUGCAAUGGGCAUGCAGAGGAAUGUGAGCUUGCCAACAGGACAGCAGUCGUGGAGAAUCUGGUCCAUGGGAAGUGCAUCUGCAGACACAACACAGCAGGGGACCACUGUGAGAAAUGUGCACCGCUUUACAAUGAUCAACCUUGGAAACCAGGAGAUGGAAAAACAGGGGCACCAAAUGAAUGUAGAAAGUGCCGCUGUCACAACCAUGCUGACAGCUGCCAUUUUGAUCUGAGCGUUUGGCUGGCGUCAGGGAAGCGCAGUGGUGGGGUGUGUGACAACUGCAAGCACAACACAGAGGGACACCGGUGUCAAAGGUGCAAACCGGGCUAUUACCGAGAUAGAGGGAAACCCAUGUCUUCUAUAGAGGUCUGCAAACCUUGUGCCUGCCAGCCAAUGGGCUCAGCCAACACGACCUUCAGCAGAAGCUGGCGAUGCCACCCCAAGACGGGAUUCUGCUACUGCAAGCCUGGUGUGGCGGGCCCUAACUGUGAUCGAUGUCUCAUGGGCUACUGGGGCUUUGGAGAAAACGGCUGUCAACCCUGUGACUGUGCCAGAGACUGCGACCAGCACACUGGAAACUGUUUCAAUGGCUAUGAUGAGCCAUUCUUUAACAUCCCCAUUGGGGGACAAAUCCCUGACCUUGCACAAACACCAACCAACGAGAGCGAAGAGGAGUGGAAAUGGAAUGACCAUGAGCAGGGAUUUUCUGCACUGAGGCACCCAGAGAAGUGUGUGUGCAAAGAAAAAGUGCUUGGAAGUGUCACUGACUUCUGCCAAAUGAAAUAUGCUUAUGUGAUAAAAGCAAGAAUCCUAUCAGCUCAUGACAAAGGGACCCAUGCAGAAGUUGUUGUGAAAGUGAAGAAGGUCCUGAAAUCAGGCAAAGUGAAAAUUGCUCGGAGCAACAGAAGCAUUUAUCCAGAAUCCUGGACCAACAGGGGAUGUACAUGUCCCAUUCUCAAUCCUGGUACUGACUAUCUUAUAGCAGGCCAGGAGGACUCUAGGACCAGCAAACUCCUGGUGAACAUGAACAGCCUGGUGAAACCCUGGAAAGCACAUUUGGGAAAACAAGUAUCAGAUAUUCUUCGAACUGGGUGCAAGUAAUUUCUGCUUCAGAAGUCACAGGACUGAACUUUUCCUUUUAGUAACACUGCAGUGAAAGGUGUAGUUAGUUCAUGAGUUUGCAUUCAACAUGCUCCUAGCUGAAGUGAUGAAAGCAGACUUACCACCUUUCUCCUUUUACAUGCUUAGACAGGAAACUUGGGAUGUGACUACUUUUUCUUUAUUUAAAAAGCAAAGUCCUACCAUACAAAAUUAACUAGUGCAUCAUACAUAGGUUACAAGUCAGUUCUUAAUUUGAUUCCAUACACCCAGAGAAUCGUUUUACAAGGCAAAACUAAAGAUAUGUAUUAGUGUUCCCACACAUCAGGUCAGAGCCUGGUAUUACUAUGUACAAGCUGCUUACAUAAUGCAUUCAUUAUUUGGGUGUAGUUUUCUUUACAAGUGACCACUUAUAGUGACUACAGGCAGCAACGUCAGCUUUACAAGUGGCAUAAUGCAAUAAUAAUAAGCAUGUCAAAUUAUACUUAUUUAAAAGAGCUCAGAUUGAUUUAACAUCAGACUGCAAUUAUGUCAAUAUAACAGACUGCUUUCCAGAAGGCAAUAAUAUCCCACUGCUGAACAGAAACAAACUAACAUGUGACUUCUCUUGGGACAAAGUCCUUUAUAGAUGUACAUUGCUAUCGAUGCUUAGUGCAACAGGCUGCUACAGAAGCCACCUUGGCUCACACUUGAUUCCAAAUCCAAGCAUUGCUCUCUAAGGUAAUUUUGCUCUUUGCUGUAGUACUUUAGUCUGUAACACCUGUGUAACUAGAGGUUUCACAGCAACUACCACAGAAAAGCCUUAAUACUAGGAAAAGAGCCAAAACACGAGGAACUCGCAGCUGCUCUAAUGUUGAGAUUUAAUACUCAAAAGCUACGAGGCAGAAGCAGCAGGUAAAUGGAUUGGCUGGACUGUAUAUCAAAUGAGGUGGCUAUAGUUCCUGUGAUAGCAACCUGGCUAGUCCAACUGUGCUGAAGACUACUGGCAUUUGAUUGCACUAAGUGCUUUCAUUCUGCUUUGUUUCUAUUGGUCACACUUCAAGCUAAGGUACUGAAGCUGGGCUUCCUUCCCAUCAUGCCCAAGGAUUAUUUUUCCCUCCACAGAAGUAAAGGAGUGGUAACAUCUGCACUCUAGGUAAAAAAUAGUUCUGUUCUGUAAAAGCAUUCUUUCUAAAUCUAUUUUACCCUACCCUACACUAAUUAAGAAGUAGCUACUUAAAUCAUUCCCUAAUACAAUAUUUUGAGGAAGUUGUAGUUUAAAUCUUUGUCCCCUGUCUAAGAACUCAUCAAAUCAAGCUGGUUGGAGCACAUUCCCUCUUCAAAUAAAGCAGAAGUUAUGAUGAGUCAGUCUAUUCUUUCAGGGCCUUAGAGAAAAAGCAUGCACACAUGCUAGUUUUGGUUAUUGCUGUUCCACGUCUAUAUAUUUUUUUAAUGCUCUCAGGAAAGAGGAGGUAUCACCAUUUAGCACUGACUGGCACAUGGAGUAUCUAGAAAAACAUAAUACUAAAGCAGAAUGAUGGAAGUCCCAAUCCACAACUUAGGCCAUCAUUUUGUUCUGUUGUCACCAGGAAUCUGAAAAAAAAACGGUCACUUUCACUCCAUUGAUGAACAGCAAAAAAAUCCCCAGCUCCCUUGGAAAGGAACCUUGGAAAUGAACACAAUGAACACAAACUCAUGAUGGGAUGACAAGCUGAUAUUUACAAAAUGAAAGCCCCCCUUUCCCCCCCCCCCCAACAGUGUUUCUCCCCCCCCCCUUCAGGAAAUCUCUCCAUUACUUUCCCUCUUCCACUUCUUUAUUUAUUUGUUGUUACCUAAAGUGGUAUCCAACAAUGUGGCAUCUCCAACAAGCCAUUUAAUUAAUGCAAUCCAACACUUCUUAACCAAGGAAUUUGGCUUAAUUUAAAAUGUCAGUUUACAGAAAUUAAAAGCAUAGCAACUGUUUUCUUUACCAUCUCCAGAAAAUGUCUCACAACAAAAAGAUUAUUUCUCUUUUAAACACUGAUAAAAAUAAAGAUGUGUACAUGAAUUUACAGUCUGUUCUUAAAAGGCCUCGCAGAAAAAAUGAGAAUCAAGUAUAGUUUAGAAUUAAGCUAAGGAACAUGCUUUUCAGAGGCCAUUUUACCUUCAGAUCUCACGUAAUGAUGGUCAAGUAUUGCAAGUAUUUGGCUUAUAGUCAGUACCAUAUUAAAGCAAACUCCCAUCUUUCACUUUUUUUUGGUCUUAGAUUGGUGAUUUUGUGGGGAAGCUAAAUAUAUGCAGAGUUACUUUCUAUGGAUUAAAGUUAUUUUUUAAUGUGGUCAUUUACAAGCAUUUCUAGCUGCUGCUAGUAGAAAUACUAUUGGGAACAAGAAGAUCAAUACCCUGUUGUGUUCUCUUAGGGCCUAUUGUAAUACAGUGAUUAAUGACUACCAAAUGUAAGCACUGUAGUGUGCAAACAAGACAGUCAUCAAUAUAUCACACAUUUCAGAGAUCUCAACAGUAGCUGAUAAAUACAUACCUAUAGAAAAAUGUAAAGUGAUGGGGAACCCCAAAAUAUUCAACUGAUUUCUUCUCAUUUUCCAUUCUUUUUGAAACUCUAAUUUACUUGUUGGUACCUGUAUAAGUAAGUAUACUUCAUUCCCUCCAUUAGUUAGGAACGUUGUACAUUUUAUUCCAAUAACCAAAUCAUUUUUAAUGGUUUACUGUACAGAGCAGCAGGUACUCCACACAAGCAUGGAAUUUAAUUGGAAAGUGAAAAAUGAAAGCCCAUCGGGGUGUGUCAACACUGCAAGAUGUCUUAUUGGUGUCACUACUUCUGCUCAUCAGAUAUCUCUGAGAUCACAGAGAAGAAAAAUAAAAGAAUAAAGUUCUGCUCACACAUAGGUACCAUGUGCAAUCUCUUUUUUCUACAGUGCUACAAUCCAGAUACUGUCUGAAAAUAAGUAUCUAAAUAGACAUGAUCUGCAUAGAUCAACUUAGAACAGAUAUUGAUCAAAGAAGAAAUUAAAAGGUUUAAAUUGAUCCCCAUGAGACUUUGGAAAGGAAAAAGGUCACUUCAGGUAUCAGUACACAAGAAAAUAAAGAUGAGCAUGAGACAGAACAAGAUGACAACUGCCUUCUUAAUAGAAGCUGUUACAUAUUCCUUGGAACAAGUAGACAAGGUCAUCCACAGUAAAUUAAAAGAACUAUCAUAGAAGGUAUGGUAUUCCUGCACCAAGAGACUUGGUUUAGGCCUGUGUACAAUAUCACACACCUUGUGAUCCUCUCUGUGCCUAUGUGUUUCAGCUGGCACAGUAAUAUCAAGAAUACUAACACAGAAAAAAAAAAUGCAUUUGCCCAAUACAGAAGUGGCUGAACAGCUUCUUUUAGUAAGUCUGAAAUAAGAUCAAUCUUUAAAAUGGCCACAGUCCUACAGCACCAAAAUAGGCACGGUGUAGCAACCACAUACCAAACAGUAGCAAUGACAUAUCACUUGAAAAUCCUGUGUAAAGAUGAAAUUAAAGCCUUUACCCAUCAGAAAUGAAGUCUAGAAAGCUGUGGAAAAUUGAUAAUAGGGAAGUUGAUAGUUUGAAACAGAAGGACACAUAGCAGCAAACUCAGAAUUACUGGAGGGUCAAGUUGCUCUCCAACAGCUGUGCAGCACCUGCAUCCAUGAAUACAUGAUCACUCUGGCAAUAUGUACAUUCGAAGCAUUGAAGUAGUUCAUUAAAUGGCAACUGAGAGUGCUGAGCCCAAACUCCACUGUACUGACAUAUCACUACGAGUGCUUCUCCAGCUUCUGCUCUGGGCAAGCAGCUAAGAAGGAAAACGUACCCUAUGCACAAUCUCUGUGCACUACUCUUCUGACAGUGGCUCACUGAUAGGAAAAAUAAGUUUUCUCUGUAGCAUUUACCAUUUCUCACUUUCCAUGCUGCUUGAUGUAUUUUUUUUUAAUUGAUAUAAUUCACAUGAUGUGCUCCCUCAAGUCCCCCAGACCUGGAAAAGUUACUGUGUUCUUACAUGUUGUAGCACUAUUUUUUUUUGUACUUAUAACUUCAAUUAAAAAAUACUCAAACACUUA
Colius striatus (speckled mousebird) is the source of this 6461-nucleotide messenger RNA. RefSeq names its product netrin-4. Gene Ontology annotation, cellular component: laminin trimer. Gene Ontology annotation, biological process: substrate adhesion-dependent cell spreading; basement membrane assembly; cell migration. The record is from RefSeq and is a predicted model, not a curated record. The transcript is spliced from 10 exons. Gene Ontology annotation, molecular function: protein binding. Lineage: Eukaryota; Metazoa; Chordata; Aves; Coliiformes; Coliidae. The coding region runs from base 512 to 2425 and encodes 637 amino acids.